Acaulospora morrowiae is the source of this 249-nucleotide messenger RNA. Lineage: Eukaryota; Fungi; Glomeromycota; Glomeromycetes; Diversisporales; Acaulosporaceae. The record is from the annotation of a GenBank genome assembly.
AUGUCGAAAUCACAACAAAUACCCGAUGCUUACAUACUGUAUCGCAGAGAUAUGAUAAAAAAAUUUGAGGACCAAACUCCUCAAACUUUAAAGUUGAUUUCCGAUAAUUGGCAUCAAGAAUCGGAGGAAAAGAUGCCUAAUCAGGAGAGUAUCGACCGUUCAUCUCAAGAAUUUCAAGCUCCUAUUUCUUUCUUGUUUGAAGGAAAUCAUAAAAUUUAUGAAGUCGAAAAGAGCGUCAGAUAUUUAUAG